Anisakis simplex (herring worm) is the source of this 825-nucleotide messenger RNA. The record is from the annotation of a GenBank genome assembly. NCBI's taxonomy places the organism in Eukaryota, Metazoa, Nematoda, Chromadorea, Rhabditida, Anisakidae.
AUGAAACAAUUCAAUACAAUUACAAGUUUUACAGAACUUAACGUGACAAUAAACAAUAAAAUAUUUCAGGUGAUUGAAAUUCUAACGGGUAGUGAGGAUAAGAUUCGUAUAAUACUCAAUAAAGCCGAUGCGGUACGUCCUAGAGAGCUUGUGCAUGUACGUGGUGCUCUGAUGUGGGCAUUGGGCAAGAUUAUGAAAUGUCCUGAAGUGCCUAAGGUAACGUUUGAAUCCCUCAACAGAUGUUUUCACAAAAACAAAUGCUUCAAAUCAAUCACUCAACAAAUAUAUUCUCAGGUAUAUAUCGGAUCAUUUUGGCAAUACUGGAAUCCAAAGAAUACACUGUUGCGUGGUGCAAUUCAAGAGGAUCUGGAUGCGCUCAUCAAGGAAAUACUCGAUUUGCCCAGUAACUAUCACGCGAAACGUGUCAACGACGUUAUCAAACGAGCCAGGAACUUACGUAUACAUACCUAUAUAAUGGACGAGGUAAUGAAAGAAUCACUGUUCUUUAAAAACAACAAAAAGUCGACCGAUACUGCCACAUCGCCGGCCAAACUGGUCAGUGUCUAUCACAGUAUCGCUCGGCAACGACGCAUCGUGCUCAACGAUUUUCCAGAUCCGGUUAUAUUUCACGAGAAAGCUAAACUGACAGACCCAAAGCUGUGGAAUCGUCUCGACACGAAGUUGGACAAGUUACUAAAUGAAUUUUUGGAUCACGAUGUCGCACCAAUCGUCACCACAGCAAUCAACGAACCCCGAAUCGUUAUCGACUAUAAACCAGCCAAGAAAGUCCCCCUACCCGAGGUCAUAUUCGACCACUAUUCAUAG